UGAGAGAGAGAGGGGAGAGAUAAGAUCAGGUUAUCUCUUUCAGGCGGGUCACCGGAGAUUUCAUAUUCUUUCAAUCAUUAAGACCGGCGUUCACGAUCAUGCGCAAGGGGACGAAACCUCCGGCGGAGGCGAUCGGAUCUGGAAACAUUUUGAAAGAGAAAAGUUACAAAGGAGUGAGAAAGAGACCGUGGGGAAAGUUUGCUGCGGAGAUCAGAGAUCCAUUGAAGAAGAAGAAUAGGGUUUGGUUAGGUACUUUCGAAUCGGCAGAAGAUGCUGCUCAGGCAUACGAUGCAGCUGCUCGAGCCAUAAAUGGUGCCAAUGCUAAGACCAAUUUUCCAAUACCCAAUCAUUAUUCAUCUGCCUUUCCUCUUCAGGAUCUCAAAACGAUGGCUCAGAGGCCAGCAUCUAGCAGUUUGAGCAGCACCGUUGAAUCAUUCAACGGCACUAGGUCUAGGCCUCCACCUCCAUCUCCACCGCUGUCUUCGUUAUUCAAAAGGUAUCCCCGGACUCCGCCGGUCUUUCCGGACGACUGCCGUAGCGAUUGCGGUUCUUCAUCAUCGAUCGUUAACAACGACGUCGACGUUGAAAUCGCUUCCUCAUCGGUCAGAUAUCCAUUGCCGUUCGAUCUUAACUUUCCUCCGCCGGCGACGCCAUUUGAUGAAACCAUUGAUGUCGACUGCUGCACAGCUCUCCGACUCUGAUGAUAUAGUAUUAUUAUUUUUUUUAAAAUUUAUUUUAAAAUUAUUACAUUUAGAAAAAGAAAGAUAUAUAGUAUAUACUCUUGUUACUAAAUUAUUAUUAAUUGAAUAAUUUUCCGUUCUUUUUAUAAUGCUAAUAGCAUAAUGAAAAUGAUAUACUAAUCUUUAUUUAUUUUUCUUUUGC
Messenger RNA from Impatiens glandulifera, 882 nucleotides. RefSeq names its product ethylene-responsive transcription factor 3-like. Gene Ontology annotation, molecular function: DNA-binding transcription factor activity; DNA binding. The coding region runs from base 99 to 701 and encodes 200 amino acids. The transcript has a single exon. The record is from RefSeq and is a predicted model, not a curated record. Gene Ontology annotation, biological process: ethylene-activated signaling pathway; regulation of DNA-templated transcription. Lineage: Eukaryota; Viridiplantae; Streptophyta; Magnoliopsida; Ericales; Balsaminaceae.